Molecule: messenger RNA, 303 nt
Organism: Helianthus annuus (common sunflower)
Lineage: Eukaryota; Viridiplantae; Streptophyta; Magnoliopsida; Asterales; Asteraceae
Exons: 1
Coding region: 1-303 (100 amino acids)
Source: RefSeq, a predicted model, not a curated record
AUGUCAAUGCCCUACCGCUCCUACCGCGGUCAACCGCCACACACCGCCAAGAAACACUCGAGGAUCUCCCGGUCCCUCCACAAGCUUCUUCGAUCAAUUUUCCGGCCUAAACACAACCACAAUAUCGCCUCAAUAGAAGCGGCUUUCUAUGUCUAUGAUACUUCUAGCGCGCUAUCUACCAUCCCAGAAGUGCCAGAGACGUUUCCAGAGUGCGAUGGAUUUUCACCGGAGAUGAACUCUUUAAUUGUGAGGAGAACAUCUGAUCAGUUUAUGUCCACUUCUCUUGGUAUAUCAUGUGUUUGA